AUGGUGGACAAGAAGAAACAAGCAGCAAAAGCCCCUGCUCCUCAAAUGAGUGGUGAGUCCAUCGCUCAACCCAUGGGGGGUGGAGUGCGCAUUAGGAGAAAAACGAGUUGCUACGAAGGCACCCUUUUCUUACUUUGCAAUGCUCCAGACUCAUUGAAGCUGUCCUAUCAGGUUGUUCAAGGCGCGACCGAAAAGCUGAAGCGUCUGCAAGAAGAACAAGAGGCAGCAAAGAAGGUCCGAUGGGGCUAUGUAAAGUUCGAGUACGAGGAUAUUCCCAAGCUGGCAAACCACACUUGGCUCUGCACCGAAUGCAUGAGGACCUAUCCGUCCUUCGCAGAGGCUGCUCGCCACUUCUCUACGCGACGUACGAAGAAGUAUUUGUGUGAUGGCUUGAAGGAGGAUCACCUGGCCGAUGGGGACCCGGCAAGCAGCGCUACCCAAAUGCUGGACAGAAUCGGAUGUCCGAUUCUCUUCGACAUCACCAAGCUUCGAGUGCGCCGUCCAUGGUACACCUACGUAUUAGCCGCCAAAUCUGUAAGUGCACGGGCAGCUAAGUUCUACCGCAGGAGACGCCUACUAACCCGAGAGCCCAUCGCUCUAAGCCAGCCAACUUAGGGUGAGGCAUUCUUACCCAGCCAACUCAAGCUGACCAUCGAACGCGACCGUGAAUAG
Molecule: messenger RNA, 672 nt
Organism: Ceraceosorus bombacis
Lineage: Eukaryota; Fungi; Basidiomycota; Exobasidiomycetes; Ceraceosorales; Ceraceosoraceae
Source: the annotation of a GenBank genome assembly